AUGGGUGAAGAGAAUGCGCAAACUACUAUACCUCCUUCUGUUACAACUUCGUUAUCAACCCCUUCGCAAUCUGUUGUUUCAGAAAGCGAUACAGAAGGGGUAGAAACAACACCAGGACAAAUUGAAAGCAUAGUUACAACAAUAAUAGACCAAACUACAGCAGCUAUCGAAGAAGCGACAGUCGCAGGUCAGUGCAUUCGUGAACUAGUUACUAAACAAGUCACAACUGGAUUUACGAAAAGGGAAAAUUAA
Molecule: messenger RNA, 252 nt
Organism: Strongylus vulgaris
Lineage: Eukaryota; Metazoa; Nematoda; Chromadorea; Rhabditida; Strongylidae
Source: the annotation of a GenBank genome assembly